Molecule: messenger RNA, 1149 nt
Organism: Aspergillus clavatus NRRL 1
Lineage: Eukaryota; Fungi; Ascomycota; Eurotiomycetes; Eurotiales; Aspergillaceae
Product: putative protein kinase
Exons: 5
Coding region: 1-1149 (382 amino acids)
Biological process (GO): spliceosomal complex assembly; protein phosphorylation; regulation of mRNA processing
Molecular function (GO): protein kinase activity; ATP binding
Source: RefSeq, a predicted model, not a curated record
AUGAAAAUUGAAGAAGAGACCUUGCCCGAUUAUGCCGCGUCCCGGUACUAUCCUGCUCAGAUAGGUGAAAUCUUCCAGGACCGGUAUCAGAUUGUAGGAAAACUGGGGUUUGGAGCUAGCUCUACUGUGUGGCUUGCGCGGGACAUGAACUACCGUGGUUACGUUACCCUGAAGAUCUUUAUCAAGUCUGCAUCUAUGGGACAGCAAUUAGACGAUGAGCUCCAGAUGUAUAAACGCAUCGAGGGGGGCUCAAAAAAUCACCCUGGCCGCAGUGCAGUUCGGUCGUUACUUGACUCAUUUGAUAUUAAUGGGCCUGAGGACCAACAUCGGUGCCUUGUGCAUCCUCCAUUAUGGGAAAGUGUGCUGACCUUUCUGCACCGUAACCCUGCGCGGAGGCUGCCUGCGCCAGUCCUAGCAUUUGUGCUGAAGCGCCUGUUUUUGGCGCUGGACUACCUGCAUACGGAAUGCCAGAUUAUCCAUGCUGACAUCAAGGCCGACAAUAUCAUGUUUGGCAUCGCCGAUGAUUCGGUCUUCCAUGAUUUUAUGGAAAAUGAGCUUCAGAAUCCUUGUCCAAGGAAAGAGCUAGAAGGAAGAACUAUCUAUGUGUCCCGUGAGCUCAGAAUGCCCCGAGAAUGGGGUGCCCCAGUCUUAUGUGACUUUGGCUCGGCCAUACCUGGAGGUAUAGAGCACCUAGAAGAUAUUCAGCCUAAUAUCUAUCGCGCGCCCGAAGUGAUUCUGGAGGUCCCAUGGACGUAUAGUGUUGAUAUAUGGAAUGUGGGAUGUAUGAUUUGGAACAUUUUUGAGGGCGAGUCCUUGUUCACCGGCUAUGACCCGGAAUUCCAGGCUUAUCGAAGUCGGGCCCACCUCGCUGAGAUCAUUCGGCUGCUUGGACCUCCGCCGCCUAGUCUUCUUGCGGGAGGAAAGCUCCGCCAUAAGUUCUUUUCCAAUGACGGUGCCUUCUGCGCUGAAUUUCUGUUAGAAGACCGGAUUCCGCUUGAGCAAAGGGAGACUACUCUUCACGGACAGGACAAGGUCCGUUUCUUACGCCUCUUACAGAAGAUGUUACAGUGGGAGCCGACCAAGCGUAGCUCUGCUAGAGAACUGCAAGAGGACGAGUGGAUCCGCGAGAACCUGGAGAGUACGCAAUAA